This is a messenger RNA of Crotalus tigris (Tiger rattlesnake), 8353 nucleotides long. It is a transcript of the gene CNNM2, whose product is annotated as cyclin and CBS domain divalent metal cation transport mediator 2. Gene Ontology annotation, cellular component: plasma membrane. The record is from RefSeq and is a predicted model, not a curated record. NCBI's taxonomy places the organism in Eukaryota, Metazoa, Chordata, Lepidosauria, Squamata, Viperidae. The coding region runs from base 1 to 2610 and encodes 869 amino acids. Gene Ontology annotation, molecular function: magnesium ion transmembrane transporter activity. Gene Ontology annotation, biological process: magnesium ion homeostasis; transport. The transcript has 8 exons.
AUGGCAGGGCCGGGGGGAGGCGGCGAAAGGGAGACGCGGAUGCUACCGCGGUCGCCGCUGCUGCUGCCGCUGCUGCUAGGGAUUCUCCUCAGCCGGUGCCUGGGAGAGCAGCCCGCUCGCGCCGCCUCUUCCUCUUCCUCUUCCUUCUCCUCCUCCUCCUCGUUGCCCGGGGCAUCUGAUUCUGAGGAAACGGUGAUAAUAGGGUUACGGCUGGAAGACACGGACGAUGUGUCCUUUAUGGAAAAGGGAGUGCUCCGGGUGAGCGAGAGAACUCAUGUCAAACUGCGGGUCUACGGGCAGAAUAUCAAUAACGAGACCUGGUCCCGCAUCGCAUUCACUGAGCAUGAACGGUGGAGGGAAGGGGAAGGCAGGCGGCCGCCAGCUGAGCAAGAAGAUGGCCCGGUCCCCGUGAGUUCCAUGUCGUCGGCCCCGCAGCGUUGCGGCAUCCGGACAUCGGAUAUAAUCAUCCAGCCGCAUAUUACCCUCAACCGCCGUACCUCGGGGAUUAUCGAGAUUGAUAUCAAGCCGUUGCGCAAAACCGAAAAAAGCAAGUCCUACUACUUGUGUACCUCUGUGUCUUCCCCUGCUAUCCUAGGAGGGGCGGGGAGUGUGGCUGGGAGCUCUGGUGGUGGAGGUGGCAUUAUUGGUCCUGAUGGAGGGCCCUGGACUGAGACAACCUGGAUCUAUCAUGAUGGUGAGGACACCAAGAUGAUUGUAGGUGAGGAGAAGAAAUUCUUGUUACCCUUCUGGCUUCAGGUGAUCUUCAUCUCCCUCCUGUUGUGUCUUUCUGGCAUGUUCAGUGGUCUCAACCUGGGACUUAUGGCUCUUGAUCCUAUGGAGUUGCGUAUUGUGCAGAAUUGUGGGACAGAAAAAGAAAAAAACUAUGCUAAGCGCAUUGAGCCUGUGCGGCGCCAGGGCAACUACUUGCUCUGUUCUUUGCUCUUGGGUAAUGUAUUGGUCAAUACUACCCUUACCAUACUGCUCGAUGACAUUGCAGGUUCUGGACUGGUGGCAGUGGUAGUAUCCACCAUUGGUAUUGUCAUUUUUGGUGAGAUUGUGCCACAGGCUAUUUGUUCCCGGCAUGGUCUGGCUGUGGGUGCCAACACCAUCUUCCUUACAAAGUUCUUUAUGAUGAUGACCUUUCCAGCCUCUUAUCCAGUCAGCAAACUGCUGGACUGUGUUUUAGGGCAAGAGAUUGGUACUGUCUAUAACCGUGAGAAGCUACUUGAAAUGUUAAGAGUCACUGAUCCUUACAAUGAUUUGGUCAAAGAAGAAUUGAAUAUAAUUCAAGGAGCGCUGGAAUUGCGCACCAAAACUGUGGAGGAUGUAAUGACUCCUCUCCGGGAUUGCUUCAUGAUUACUGCUGAAGCUGUACUUGAUUUCAACACUAUGUCUGAAAUCAUGGAGAGUGGAUAUACACGUAUCCCGGUUUUUGAAGGAGACCGCUCUAAUAUUGUGGACCUUCUUUUUGUCAAAGACUUAGCUUUUGUGGAUCCUGAUGAUUGCACUCCACUCAAGACCAUCACACGUUUCUAUAACCACCCACUGCACUUUGUCUUCAAUGACACCAAGCUUGAUGCCAUGCUUGAGGAAUUCAAAAAAGGUAAAUCUCACUUGGCAAUUGUGCAGCGGGUGAAUAAUGAAGGGGAAGGGGAUCCUUUUUAUGAAGUCUUGGGCAUUGUUACCUUGGAAGAUGUAAUUGAAGAGAUCAUCAAGUCUGAGAUUCUAGAUGAAACAGAUCUCUACACUGAUAACAAGACCAAAAAGAAAGUAGCCCAUCGGGAGAGAAAACAGGAUUUCUCUGCCUUCAAACAGACAGAUAGUGAAAUGAAGGUUAAAAUCUCACCACAGUUGCUUUUGGCAAUGCAUCGUUUCCUAGCAACAGAGGUUGAAGCAUUUGGUCCAUCCCAAAUGUCUGAAAAGAUCCUCCUGAGGCUACUAAAGCAUCCCAAUGUUAUUCAGGAGCUGAAGUAUGAUGAUAAAAACAAGAAAGCCCCUGAAUACUACCUCUAUCAGCGAAACAAACCUAUUGAUUACUUCAUUCUAAUUUUACAGGGAAAAGUAGAAGUAGAGGCUGGGAAAGAAGGAAUGAAGUUUGAAGCUGGAGCUUUUUCUUACUAUGGAGUCAUGGCUCUCACAGCUUCACCAGUUCCUUUAUCCUUGUCUCGUACCUUUGUUGUCAGCAGAACAGACAUACUAGUGCCAGGAAGUCCAGCUGAAAAUAAGUCACCACCUCGUUCUUGUGGCUUAAAUCAUUCAGAUUCUCUUAAUAGAGGAGAUCGCAUUGAUGCCGUGACACCAGCAAUAGGGAAUAGUAACAAUCAGUUGAACUCCUCAUUUGUUCAAGUAUAUGUUCCAGAUUACUCAGUCAGAGCAAUCUCAGACAUUCAAUACGUCAAGAUCUCAAGACAGCAAUACCAAAAUGCCCUAAUGGCAUCUCGAAUGGAUAAAACACCUCAGUCCUCGGACAGUGAAACCACUAAAAUAGAACUGACUCUUACAGAACUGCAUGACGGUUUGCCAGAUGAGAUGGCAAAUCUACUGAACGAACAGAACUGUGUAACUCACAACAAGUCCAAUCACAGUAUGCAUAAUGAAGGUACCAUCUAGGAAUCGUCACACUCUUUCUCUGCUUUCCAUCCUCAUUCCCAGUUCACAAGGACUAGUCCUCAUCCUUCACCUUCUGUCUGACUGUAACCACCAUUAACGUGUGCUUAUAAAGCUGUGCUGCGUCCAGUGCUCUGAGACCAAAGAUAUCCUGGGACCAGGAAACAAAACUGGGAAGAAAUGGGAGCUCAGAGAAUGAGAGCACAGAAGGAAAAAAAUAAGCAGCAAACAUCUAAACAAAGCUUGGCAAUGAUGAGCCAUCUUUUUGGGACAAAUGGCAACAUUAUUCCAAGUGGAGCAGAAUCAGGUCUAUUUUUUCCAGUUAUAUUGGUAAUCUUUUUAAAUAUAGGCUGACAAGUCAAAGCAGUUGCAGUUUAUUUUUUCAAGCAAUAUCAUGAAUCUUUUUAAAAAAAAAUAUUUUGCAGUUGUAAAUAUUGCAGGAUAUUCCCAGUUAAACUCUACUGUAUUGUUUAUGACUUUGUUCCAAUGAUCCCAUCUUUCAUUGUUUUUUCCCUUAGAUAAAAUGACAAAGUAUUGUCAUUUGUAGAAUGUAUUGGUUGGGGAAAACUAUGAAUGAUCCUUAAACAAACUUCUCACAGGUUGCUCCCAAGACUGGAGAAAAGCAUGUGGCCCUUUAAUCCUUCUGAGUUGUGCAUGAGGACAUGACAUUUAAGAGGCCAUAUUUUUGAGUCCAGGAAUAGUGGAAUAUGUGGGCACCAUAUGAAAAAAGGAGGAUUUGUGUCCUGAAAAAUUGCACAUAGUAUUUUAUUUAUUUGGGAGAUAAGUAGCAAUUUCUGCUGCUUCUCUUUUGCUGAGUGCAUGUCUAAACUUUGGAAUAUUUUCAGAGUCCAUGUAUUGUCAGUCAUGCUGCCCUUUACUUUCAACAAAGAGCUUGUUGUAAAAGAUAUGUUAAGAGAGCUGACUUUUUUGUUAUUUAAAAAUGCUGCUAUGCUGAUAGCCAAAGUCAAUCCUCCCAAGGCUCUGUUCUUAGAAGAUACAAGCCCUUGUGGAUGCUGCUGGGCCAGCCUGUUCUCUUAGAUUUUAAAAUUCCUUUUAAGAUAAAGUCAGUGUGUAACAGAGGAGGUUAGGCUAGGGGGCUGGAAGAAGAGAGAUGGGAUAUAUUUCAACAAUUGGGAGAGAAUUUCUAUUUUUUCGUACAUUCUUUCUUUAGAAGCCCUCUUUUUAACCUUCAGUUCUUAAUCAGCUGUUCAGAAUUUUUAUGAAUGGGUAUGAAAAAUGAAGAGGUAAAUAUCUUUAGGAUCUUCCCUAAAGAACAUGCUGCACCUCAGGAAGUUGAAAUUUAUUUUGUGGCAUCUGGGGAACAAUCCCCAAGGAAUGCCUUGCUGUUAUAUAUUUAAAUAAUUUUAUUUGACACUGCUGAGAUUCUGAGUUGCCAUUGCCAUCUCAUUGCUUAGCAUCACCGAAUGGAUAAAAGGUUCUAUUCUGCAGAACAGCAUCAGGGCUGACCUCCAGAGUGUGUUAGCCACAAUGACCUCCUGAGCUUUGAUUAUUUUUUUCACUUUUCAUGCUGGAACCCUGAAUUUACAGGGAUACUUUCCAGACAAUGUGUUGAUUCUUUGCAGACUUGAGAUGAACCUUAUGUAAAUUCUCUACAGCUCUGCUUCUGCAAAUAUCCUAACCCCAAACAGCUGUGCGCCUAAGUGAAAUUUAUUUUAUUUUAGGUUGUGAUUCUUAUUUUGCAGUUUAUUCUAUAAAUGUGAAAGAGCUAUUUUUUUCAUGGUUGCCCACAAGACUUUUGAGUUCCCAUGAAGCAUAAUGUAGAUUUCUCCGUUCAAACUAUAGUAUGUCAUUGAUAGGACCGACAUUUUGGAACUUUCCUUUUAUUAGCAUAAUACUUUAACCUAUUAAUUUUUUUCAGGCUUGUCAUGAAAUGCAGACAAACUUCUUAGAGGCUGCAAAUUAUGCCCUUGAAUAUUGAAUUUUCUAAUGUAAUGUGCUGUUGAAAAUGAUACAUUAUAAUUUGGCCUGUUAUGACAAAGAUAGAUUCUUAACUGUUUUUAAUGUCUGUAUUUCAUGUAUCUCUUUUCAUAUCUUGUUCCCCAUAACACAUACUGAAUUGUUCAAAUUGAUUCUAUCCAAAUGAUUAUGCUGGUUUGUCAUGAAAAGAUUUUCUAGAACUUCCUAAAUAUUUUAAAGGUAUAUAUCAAUCUUUUGUAAUUAUUUCCAAUCAGUAUAUAUAGUUGAAUGACUAAGUAUUCCAGUCCAGAGUUUAGAAUUUCAAGAGUGACUUCUAUCCCUGAAAAAAAGUGGUGCAUGGAAGAAAUUAGUAGCAGGUCAUUUGUAUUACUUAGGCUUUCCAGCCAAUGCCAAACUAAAGGUGCUCUCAGUUCAAAAGAAGAGGUAAUGUUUUAGAAGUUGACUUCUUUAUCUUUGCUGUGUCAAUAUCUGCAUCACAGUUGGACUUUACUUUCUGAUGAGUGGUCUUCUUUCCUGUUCAAACUUCGAGAUUCCAUCAUGCAUUAAAAUGUAAUGUGUAAAAUUAACAUCCACUGGAUUAUCUGAAUUUACUCAUGUCUUUAAGAAUAUUACUCAAUGUAUUUAAAUUCUGUUUUUUCAUGUAUUAUGCCAAUCAUUUUAUCCAUUCUUUUAAAAAUAUCCAAAUAUAUUUUGGCUGGUAAUGUGACUUUCACAGUCACUUUAGAAUGGAAUGUUUGGAGCCUUUCCCAUUCAAAUACCACAAGGCAGGAAAAGUUUGGAAUCCGAGUCUUCAGAUUUUGACAGAAAUCUUCCUGGCCUCUUUGUCCCAACUGCUCAUGUUGUUUUCACUGUUUCACUCCUCUGGGAUUUGGUAGACAGCAAUGGUCAUUAAGCUUUUGUAUAAAUCUUGUAGAUAUAUAGCCCUUUGAACCAUGUUUGUUUUUUCUUACACUAAUUCUUCAACUGCCUGUGAAUUAGUUUUGCAUUUAUUAAUGUGAAUGCCUUAUACCUUUUAGGACAAUACUUUGCUUAGUCUCUGUAAAGUUAUAAUUAUUUCUUGAAACGUUUUUUCUGUGAGGUAAGAUCUCAGAGAUCAUGAGCAUCAUAAAGACUUUGUUGGGGGUUUCCUCUCUAUGCUUGCAUACUGUGGGUACAGAAGAUCUGCAGAGUUUCACUGAGUUUAACCAGUUACCUAAAUGCACAAUUUUCAACAUUUGGGCUGUGUAAGCAUUAAUCAUCCAAAUGCGGCUGAAGACUAAAGCUAUACAAAUGAAGAAGGAAGUGCAGUAAAUCAAAUUACAUACUUUUGCAUAAUUAAUUUCCAAAAUAUUUUGUUUGCUUUCUCUUAAGGAACUAACGUUAAUUUCCAAGGUUACUGUGAAAUAUGUUGGCAUGUAUGAAAGCAAAUAAUAUAAUCUAAGUAUUAAAUCCUUUUUAUUUUUUGAUACAUAAGCAUUAACCAUCCGCUUUUCCCCCCAGUGUACCUCAAUUCUCCUGCCUUUUAAUAUUUAUAAAAAUGAAAUAUAGCACCAUCUUACCCCUUCUGGCAUGUGAAGAAAUGGUACUUCAGCAUAACAUUUCUGUUUUUCAUUCUCUUCAUCUGUGAUUGCUCUAAACUUAUCAAGGCUUGCACAGAGAUUUUAUAUCUUUGUGUCAGGAAGAGGUUUUGUGGGUUUGUGGUAGUAUGGUAGAUAACACGCCAGGCUGGUUUUUCACUGUUCUGCCAAAACCCUUUUGGUGUCCUUAGGAAACAGGUAAUAUAAUAUCCAGCAAUAAAAAUGUCAGUUGAUCCAAUGGUCACUAAGACAUUUUUUUUUCUCUAUUUUGAUGCUCUAUGUCGAAGUUGCAGACCCCUGCCCUAUGUCAGCUUUCUGAUCAUAUGUUCCCCUAUUUAACAACUACAUGCUCUGGAGACUGCUUUGAAAUUGUAAGGAUGGCUGUUCCAUGUAGAGAGCUGUAUUUAUACACAAGCUACAGCCACAUGGUUAUGACUGCUUGUGGCAAUAAACUCCUUCAUAUAUAUAAGCAGUGUUUUUUGAGCAACUCUCAUGUGGUGGUUAUUGUGUAAAUUAUUCAUCAAGACAGCCUAGACAUGUAAUUUGUCAAUUAACAGUGCAGGUGGAAUCCCACAAGUAAUUAACAUUAUGUUUUAUGCUAAGGGCUGAUAAGACAAAAGCAAUAUUGCUAGAUCCAUCAUGGAGACAUAUGUGUGCUUUCUCCCUCAGGUAAAUGUAAUGAAGAAUUCUUUGAAAGGGUCUCAGAAGCAUUAAACUCCUAAUACAAGAUAGCUAUAAUUAGGCCAGCAUAUCCAAAUGACUGUACAUUUCCAACAAGUGAUUUGUAUUUUGCUGUUUUGAUAUGGCAACUGGAAAGCAAGAAAGGCUUUAAUUCCAUUUUCAGACAUUUGCUAAAUUGGCAGAUUGGUGGUUAUGGUGGUGGCUGGAACAAAGAUUGAGUGCUUGGACUUCCUUGAUUUGAUCCAGACAGCAUUUGAAGGCACAUUUGUGCAUUAUUCUAAUGUCCAGUUAGAAUCAUUCUUACAUCUUUGUGUGAAAAUCUCUAGCUAAUCUGUGCUUUGACAAGUAUUUGGGGAUCAGAUUAGCUCGCUUUUUAGAAAUAUUUUUGCUUUUAAGCCAAAAUGAUCUUAUUAAUUUAACUAUCAGAAUACAUCCCCUCCAUCUUAAUAUCGAAGAAAAACAUGUCCAUAAAUUAAAGCACAUUUGUUUCAGCCUUUGGAGUCUGUGCAGCAUUUCCUAUUACCUUUAGAAUGUGGCAUCUUCACGAUAACAAAAAACUGGCAAAACAUUAUUUUGCUGCAUUGAAUGCUGUCAGUGAUUCCUUGUUUUGCCUCCCACCCCGAGAUGCUUCAUAAUCUCUAUUGCUUCCCCUGAGACCAAUCCCCAAGACAGUCUUUGCCAUAGUUAACUAUGCAAAUGAAACUAGAUUAGAAUAGGGUGAAUUUGCUGAUUUAGGUUCAUUUCCUUUCUGUAAUAUAUGUAAAAUGUCAUCACAAUAGGCAACCAGUUGAGAAGCAAAUGAUUUCUGUAUCCUUUUCCUAACAUACUUCUGGCAAUUAGCAUUAUUUCUACUGAAGUGCCUGUCUAGCUGCUGUAGCAAUGCUGCAAUGACAUAUCAUUUCAUAAAGUGAGUGAUACUAAACCAUCUUCUGGUUAAUCCUAGAAUAAAUGUGUAGACUGAAUUAACAGUACAGCAAUGAGCCUUGAACUCAAAAGAUGAGAGAAUGAAUACUGGGUUAAAAAUAAUUUAUCUUAUAAAUGUAUGAGGUGCUAGAAAGUGCUUGAGCCUCUUGAUGUUUUGCUCUCUCUCACUUGAUCUCAGAAAUUGUCUAAUUUUGCUUAGAAGUCAGAGAAUUGUGCACAGUUGCACAAUCCACAUCUAGGUUAGCUCAUGGAUGAAAGAGGGAAAUGUGUACACUUUUUGAUGGGUAUUUGUAGCACAUUUGUGCUAUUGUUAGUAACAUGGUGCUGCAACUAAAGGCACAAUGGGAGGCUAAAUUCUGUUACUGAAACACUAGAUGUUGUGUAGGGGCUGCUAAGCACUGUUUGUUAUUUACAAUGUACAUUUCUUCCACUUAUUUUUUACUGUUUCAUACAUUGACAUUUUAUGGUUAUUGUCAUUUCUUAGCUGUAAUUCCUCUUGGCUUGAUCCUACCACUGUAACUGUAGUAUUUCUAAAUAACUUGUUUGUGAAUUUGGACGAAUUGAUGAACAAUCGCAAUACAAUUUUCAAGAUUAGGAGUUAAACUGCUAUUGCAAGGGAGAAGGUAACAAUAAAGGAGAAUACCAUA